AUGACGGGGGGUGGUGACGAGGACGACGACGCGAGGGCCCUGCGCACACUCGGACAAGCCCCCUCUGCGUUAGAGAUCAAGAACCAGAGAAAAAGUCCUCAGGUCAGACCCUCCGACGCUCAAGUCAGUGACAAGAAUGCUGCUCCAUUCAGGAACUAUGGAUCAUCCAUGAAUUCUCUGUCCUUUGGAUUUCUUGCCACUGCAAUCUUGAUUUUGAUGUUCCUCUUCAUGGCAAUCUUUGAGCACCUGUUCAGAUCAAGGGCCUCCCACACGUCAUCUCCCCUCGACGAUGCCAUCAGAGUGCGACAAGAGAUCAAUGCUUCUUUGCUUUUAGCAAUUCAUUUCAUGAAACAAGUUGUUGCAGGAAUGUUGAUGCCAGGGCAGCUAUAUCCAACAUACCUUGCUCAACCAGCUCCUCUGCCAUGCCCAAGGGAAGGAGUCCAUUGGCCUUCUCAUCAUCAGCCUUCCUUUGAUUUUCCUUAG
Molecule: messenger RNA, 483 nt
Organism: Zingiber officinale
Lineage: Eukaryota; Viridiplantae; Streptophyta; Magnoliopsida; Zingiberales; Zingiberaceae
Exons: 5
Coding region: 1-483 (160 amino acids)
Source: RefSeq, a predicted model, not a curated record